This is a messenger RNA of Chaetura pelagica (chimney swift), 1899 nucleotides long. It is a transcript of the gene KIF2C, whose product is annotated as kinesin family member 2C. Gene Ontology annotation, molecular function: microtubule motor activity; ATP binding; microtubule binding. Gene Ontology annotation, biological process: microtubule-based movement. Bases 1 to 1899 code for a protein of 632 amino acids. The transcript is spliced from 19 exons. Lineage: Eukaryota; Metazoa; Chordata; Aves; Apodiformes; Apodidae. The record is from RefSeq and is a predicted model, not a curated record.
AUGAGGGUUGAUUUUGAUGAUGUGCUAACAAUAAACCCUGAGUUAUCAGAAGAACUACCCACUGCAGAUGUGAAAGAGAACUUCCCUUUGCAAGAGAAUGUAACUGUGCAGAAACAGAAUCGUAGAACAACCCUUUCAAAAAUUCCUGCUCCACGGGAAGCUGUUCGUGGCCGUUCCAGAAUGUCUGUUAUCGCAGAAUCUCCGUGCAGCCACAAGGAGGAAAAUGAGAUGGGGAUGGAUCCCUGCACUUCUACACGAACAAGAAACAAUUUUUCAGUUCCUGUUCGGAGAAAAUCUAACAUUGUGAAAGAGAUGGAGAAAAUGAAAAACAAGAGAGAAGAAAAGAGAGCUCAAAUUAAUGAAAUCAGGACAAAACGUGCACAGGAAUAUGAUGGCUCUCCAAACUGGGAGUUUGCACAGAUGGUAAAAGAUUACAGAGCAAAUUUAUACUGCCACCCAAUAUCUAUAACUGAUCCUAUAGAACAAUUUAAGAUUUGUGUCUGUGUGAGGAAGCGUCCUCUCAAUAAACAAGAACUUGUAAAAAAGGAAUGUGAUGUGAUUACUGUUCAGAGCAAGAAUGUUCUACUGGUGCACGAGCCAAAGCAGAAAGUGGACCUAACAAAAUACCUUGACACCCAAGUAUUUAGAUUUGACUACUCAUUUGAUGAAUCCUGUUCUAAUGAAAUGGUAUACAGGUUCACUGCCAGACCUCUUGUAGAGACCAUCUUUGAGGGUGGGAUGGCAACAUGCUUUGCAUAUGGCCAGACAGGCAGUGGCAAGACACAUACUAUGGGUGGAGACUUCUCUGGAAGAACACAGAAUGCCUCCAAAGGCAUAUAUGCUUAUGCAUCACAAGAUGUCUUCGUGCUCCUAAACCAGCCCAGGUACAGGAAUCAGGACCUGAGAGUCCAUGUGACUUUCUUUGAAAUAUACAAUGGAAAGGUGUUUGACCUCUUGAAUAAGAAAGCAAAGCUUCGAGUCCUAGAGGAUGGCAAGCAGCAGGUCCAGGUUGUUGGCCUUCAGGAGAAACAAGUCAGCUGUGCUGAGGAUGUCAUCAAAAUGAUCGAGAUAGGCAGUGCCUGCAGGACAUCUGGGCAGACAUUUGCAAACGCCAGCUCUUCACGCUCACACGCCUGCUUCCAAAUCAUACUACGCCGGCAAGAUAAACUGCUUGGUAAAUUUUCCUUGGUGGAUCUGGCAGGAAAUGAGAGGGGUGCUGACACAUCCAGUGCUGAUCGGCAGACACGAAUGGAAGGUGCAGAAAUCAACAAGAGCUUGUUGGCUUUGAAGGAAUGCAUCCGAGCUUUAGGGCAGAACAAAUCUCACACCCCUUUCCGGGAGAGCAAGCUGACCCAGGUGCUAAGAGACUCUUUCAUAGGAACAAAAUCAAGGACCUGUAUGAUAGCAAUGAUUUCUCCAGGCAUGAGUUCGUGCGAGUACACCUUAAACACACUGAGAUAUGCUGACAGAGUGAAAGAGCUCAGCCCUCAUAAUGGAGGUGGUGAAACACAGAAUCAGAUGGAGACUGAGAAUGAGGAAACAGAGACCAGUGAAGAAGACUCAAGUGUUCAACACAAUCUCUCCAAGGAUGAGGAGGAAGAUUUCUCUCCUGACACAUUUGAAUUCCGUGAGGCUGUAACUCAAAUUAGUGAAUGGGAGGAGAAGGUUGUAGGACAGCUUAGAGAACUGAGGCAGAGAAUGAUUACUGAACUUGACUACCUUUUGAGAAUCACAGAGCAACCAGCCUAUCAUCUUGAGACUUUUCUGAGCAGAGCAAACUAUUUCAUGGAGGAGAGCUCAAGAAAGUUCUUGAAUGUCAGAGAAACACUGGAUGCCCUGGGGGCUGCCAUGCAACUGGAGGAGCAAACCAGCAAGCAGACAAGGCGGCAGAGGCCUUAG